Messenger RNA from Nilaparvata lugens (brown planthopper), 977 nucleotides. RefSeq lists its product as uncharacterized. The record is from RefSeq and is a predicted model, not a curated record. Lineage: Eukaryota; Metazoa; Arthropoda; Insecta; Hemiptera; Delphacidae. Bases 401 to 811 code for a protein of 136 amino acids. The transcript has 2 exons.
UUUGUCUCAAUAUAGUCAUUAUUUCUUGUCCCAUCCUCACCUUUCUGUGGGCCUCCUACUCCUUCUGUAUAAGUCUCCUCAAUGGCCCCUGAAGAGUGAAGAUAUUUUCCUUUUUUUUCCUAGUUGCCCUAGUAGGGUUUGUUAUAGGUGGUUUUUGUUUUUUUUUUGUUAUUGGAAGUUCUUCCAAGGUAGGCGGAAUGUUCGGACAUUAUAUCAAUGUUCCCCUUUGUUGUCUAGUGUUGUGUGGUGGAGGGGGCAAUUGAAGGAUGAUGCACACAGCAUAAUUGCGGCAGUUGCCGACUGCCAGCCAAUCGACAGCUCACUUUUUGUAAUGUUGAUUUUUGCAAAUUGAUCUAUUGAUUUAUUGUGAUUUAUUACUAGUGUUGUCUCGUCUCGUAUCAUGAUCUGGACCCGGGAUCCUGGAAGCAAGGAGGAUUUAGACAUGAAGAAACUCAUGCAUGGAAAGGAGAACUCCUCCCUUACACCGCUACUACAGCUGGUAGUGCAGGAGGAGGAGGAGGGGGAUGGGCUCAAUUUUAUCGAGCUCAUCAAUCGCCCAUCCCCAAAACCUUGGGUCCCCAUCAGAGAAAUACAACAGCAUGUCCUGCACCCCAUCAUCUCCACCCAUGAGGACAGUAAUAAACAUGGCCACCACAUAAUAUUAAAGAUUUGUAAUGCACAAACAAAAACUCAGUGUGAGGUUUAUUUACCUCAAUGUUUUGCUUUGUGCAUUAGCAGUGAUCAAAUUGAAAAAUGCAAUGCCAAUUGCGGGAACAUGUGUCUUGUUGUGGCGCAUAAAUUAAUAAAUUAGAGCAACAUAGAAAUUAUUGAAGUUUAAUAAUUGUUAUGUGAAUAUAAUUUGUUGAUUUAUGUGUGACAAAUUGAAGUUGUUGUAAAUAUUGUAGUAAAUUGUGGUGAAUAAUAAAUUGUAUUGAAUUGUGGUGAAUAAUAAAUUGUAAAUAUUGUGCUUGUGAAAA